AUCCAAUUCAGAAACAAAAAAAAACAAAAACAAAAAAAGAAGAAGCAGCGAUAGACCCGACCCGCCUAUAUAGUAAAAUCGUAAUAUUUUUACCCAUUUACCAAACCCUAGCAACACACACAAAAACCCCACAAAGCCCUUUCUUGCUCUCCCUUCACAUAAGGAGUAGCUGCAAUGGCAGGCACUGUUGACGAAACAACGAAAGCGGUCUCAGAUUUGACAAUGGAAUCGGAAGGAGCUAUGAGCAAAAAUGCACGCAAGAAGGAGCUGAAGAUCAAGCAGAAGGAAGAGGAGAGGCGGCGGAAAGAGGAGGAGAAGGCAAAGCAGGCUGCUGCCACAGCAAGCUCACAGGUUAAGAAAAAUGGAGCUACUGAAGAUGAAGAAAUGGAUCCAACGCAAUACUUUGAAAACAGGCUGAAGUAUCUUGCUACCCAGAAGGCAGAUAAUAAAAAUCCAUAUCCUCACAAAUUCUUUGUUUCAAUGACUGUGCUUGAAUAUGUAGAGAAGUAUGACGGCUUAAGCAAUGGGGAGCAUCGUGAUGAGAUCAGUGUAUCGCUAGCUGGUCGAAUCAUGAGUAAAAGAUCCUCCAGCUCUAAGCUUUUGUUUUAUGAUUUACAUGGUGGUGGACCUGGUGGUGGAAAGGUCCAAGUCAUGGCUGAUUUAAGCAAAUCAGAGUUGGAUGAAUCUGAAUUUUCUAAGUUCCAUUCUAGUGUUAAGCGGGGUGAUAUUGUUGGUGUGACUGGGUUCCCAGGGAAGACGAAGAGGGGGGAGCUGAGCAUUUUCCCAAGAUCAUUUAUAGUCUUAUCACAUUGUCUUCAUAUGAUGGCAAGGCAGAAAGCUGGUCCUGCUUCUGAUAAUGCUAAUGUGAAGAAAAUUGAUGGAUGGGUCCCAGGAAGCCCAAGGAAUCCUGAAACUUAUAUUUUAAAAGACCAGGAAACUCGUUAUCGUCAACGUUAUCUGGAUUUAAUAUUGAAUACUGAGGUUCGACAAAUAUUCAAGACCAGAUCUAAGAUCAUUCAAUAUGUUAGAAGGUUCCUGGAUGAGCGUGAUUUCGUGGAGGUUGAAACUCCGAUGAUGAAUAUGAUUGCUGGUGGAGCAGCUGCCCGCCCUUUUGUGACUUAUCACAAUGAACUUGACAUGAGGCUUUUCAUGCGCAUUGCACCUGAACUAUAUCUCAAGCAGUUAGUUGUUGGUGGCCUGGAACGUGUUUAUGAGAUUGGAAAACAAUUUAGAAAUGAGGGUAUUGAUUUGACUCAUAAUCCUGAGUUCACUACAUGUGAAUUCUACAUGGCUUAUGCAGACUACAAUGAUGUGAUGACCCUGACUGAGGAAAUGUUGAGUGGGAUGGUCAAGGAACUCACAGGUGGAUACAAAAUCAAGUAUCACUCAAAUGGGCUCGAUAAGGAUCCAAUUGAGAUUGACUUCACUCCUCCCUUCAGGAGGAUCGACAUGGUUGAGGAAUUAAAUAAGAUUGCAGAUCUCAACAUUAAUCCAGCAGAUCUCUCUAGUGAGGAAGCUAACAAAUAUCUUAAGGAGGCAUGCAAGAAGUUUGAUAUCAAAUGUUCUCCUCCUGAAACCACAACUCGUUUGUUGGACAAGCUUGUGGGGCACUUUCUGGAAGAGACUUGUGUAAAUCCCGCAUUUAUCAUUAACCAUCCCGAGAUAAUGAGUCCUUUAGCAAAGUGGCAUAGAUCAAAACCGGGCCUGACUGAGCGUUUUGAGUUGUUUGUCAACAAGCAUGAACUUGCCAAUGCCUACACUGAAUUAAAUGAUCCUGUGGUACAACGCCAACGAUUUGCUGAUCAGCUCAAGGAUAGACAGUCAGGUGACGAUGAAGCAAUGGCUUUGGAUGAAACAUUUUGUGGAGCUCUUGAGUAUGGGUUACCUCCAACUGGCGGUUGGGGUAUGGGCAUAGAUCGACUAUCUAUGUUGUUAACUGAUUCACAGAACAUUAAGGAAGUUCUUCUCUUCCCGGCUAUGAAACCACAGGAUGAGCCUUCUGCUAAAGCAACCGCAAGCUCUUAGGAUUAUUGGGACACAGCUUUUAUUAUACUUGAAGGGGUGGUCUUGUUGAUGGCCUGCGGUCGCUCUUUUUUGUACUGUUGUAUUUCAAGUUUUUGGGUAACAUAAAAAAUGUCAGAUUAUGGAUAUAGUAUUUGCUAUAUUCUUCAUCACUCACUUGUGAAUGCGACUAAUCUAUUUAUUGAAGUGUCAAAUUGUUGGAAUUGUUCUAC
Molecule: messenger RNA, 2234 nt
Organism: Prunus avium (sweet cherry)
Lineage: Eukaryota; Viridiplantae; Streptophyta; Magnoliopsida; Rosales; Rosaceae
Gene: ATKRS-1
Product: lysyl-tRNA synthetase 1
Biological process (GO): lysyl-tRNA aminoacylation
Cellular component (GO): cytoplasm; cytosol
Molecular function (GO): ATP binding; tRNA binding; lysine-tRNA ligase activity
Source: RefSeq, a predicted model, not a curated record